Messenger RNA from Gallus gallus (chicken), 6132 nucleotides. It is a transcript of the gene CORO1C, whose product is annotated as coronin 1C. The coding region runs from base 4038 to 5462 and encodes 474 amino acids. The transcript has 11 exons. Lineage: Eukaryota; Metazoa; Chordata; Aves; Galliformes; Phasianidae. Gene Ontology annotation, molecular function: actin filament binding. The record is from RefSeq and is a predicted model, not a curated record. Gene Ontology annotation, biological process: actin filament organization; neural crest cell migration.
AAUCUAUCUAGAAACAAAAGUACAACUGAUUGAUGCAGUUUUAUUGUGGAGGGUGAGCGCCGCUCGCGUUGCUGUGGGUUUUUUUUUUGUUCCCGGCUGUAGUUGCAGGCUGUGUGUCGGAGCAUGCCCAUUCAGCCCAUUCAUGCAGCUGUGCCGUGGAUUAGACCCAGCAAGAAGGAUGGCAGCGAUGUGGAGGAGUGACAUUUGCAAUGCAGCGCUCUGCGGCGCGCUUUCCACUUGGCCGGUAGCAGCUCUGCUUUCAUUUCAAGCCGGGCUGUACCCACAUUGCACGCUGUGCCGCUUGCUGCCCCCCGUGCCUUUAUAAGCACUCAGGGCUGGGUUCGACCCCGUUGAAUCACCCGCUGCUCCAGGGGAAGAGCGGAUUCCUGUGCACUCACUGACACGCUGUGUUGCAGCUGAUAGUUGUGUUUGCUGCAAACUGUGCACGCGGGGGUAGCCGAUGUAGUGCUGUUGUGAUGAAGCCAGUGUGUGUUUGGCAGCAGUUCUUCAGUGGUCACUUGUAGCCUUGCGCAGAGAUUCGCUUUAAUCAGCACUCCGUGUCUCUUUUAUGCGUGCUGUUGGCAUCGCCGUGUCUUCUAGUGAGCUGCCUUUCAAACAUGGUUGCAUUUUUCAAGUUCAAUCUUCAUGCUUAUUGCAUCUGUCACUUCUGGGAUGCGCUCCAAGCGAAAGGCAGAUUCGGUGUAAUGGCAAUGGGGUGGAAUGCACAGAAGGGUAAAAUAUCAGCCUUCUUCAGAGAUACGGCGGAGGGCUGGGAGAGGUCCGUGCUCGGUGACUGCCCCGUGCAUCACACUGCACUUUAAUGGCAGGGACUUUAAUGACUGUGUCAUAAAACGGCUCAUUGCAGCACGAAGUUACGUGUCGGUAGUAGGAGAAUUGAUGGUAAUGUUUUUAAUUUGAUUAUUGAUUCCCGGGGAAUAGAAUUAGCUCGGAUGCCAGCUUCCUAGUUGGAAGAUGUGAGCAAAACACUUCCUGGCCUGGGUUUUCGCCUCGGUGAGGUCAUUGCUGCACCACUCCCAGGGCCAGGAAUGUCCUUCUCUGUGAGCUCGCAGGCACAUUUUCUCUUGGCUUUUAAAGCAUGGUUUUGUUUGUUUUGGUUUUGUUUUCCUGAGGGCUUUGGUGAUAAUCUCAGCCCUCCCGUAAGGAUGCGUUGGAGCAGAACUCGCUGAGGAUUUGAAGCGCCCCAGUUUCGGCAUUGCAGGGCACAGGCACAAGAAUUAUAUGUCUGUGCUCUCUUUAAUUCUCUCCCUGCAGCCUCCCCCACCCGGAACUUUGGGUCAGAAAGGCUUUGGGCUGAGGGCUAUCUCAGGACGGAUGGGGGUGAGUGCUGACGGUUCCAGAUGUGCACGUGUAGGUAGGGAUGGCUUUCUGUGCUCUCUGUCCGCUGAUGGGAUUCUCUCAUUCUGUUUUUCCCACCUGAGUAAUAACACAAAAAAUGGGUUCUUCCAGUGGUUCUGAGGUCUGGCUGCUCAGCAGGAGGCUUCACAUCGCUUCAGGGUGAUGCUGGGCUCGGCUCACCCAGUGUGAAGGGCUCUCUGCAGUGGGCAUCGUGAAAUCCUUGCUGGUUACAGCAUCGUGGCAGUCAUUCUGCUGUCAGUUAGCCUUGUAGUUUUAUGUAGUGAAUAAAGAAUGGUCAGAACGAGCAGCAGGAUAUGGCUGGAGGUAGAGAUUUGGCAUGAAAUGGAAGGUGACUGUUCAGGCACUGCUGCGUGCUUGUUCACAUAGCUAAUUUUUUCUUUACACUUCUGCCAUGCAGUCCUUCGUGCUAAUAAGACAGAUGUAAUCUCUUGACAGCGGUCAUCCUUCUAAGAGGUCGCCAAGUGCUCCUGAAUUGGGGCAGACCUGUGAUGGAAUAUCAUAACAGCUCUAAAAUCCAGCUCUGCAGGGCAGGAGCCAGCAAGGAACUCAACAGAAAUCAGGAAAAUGGUGUCUGCUCCUGGAGGGGAGGAAACCAUCAGUUGUGUCAGAGCCUCAGCCUGGUGCCCUGCGAUAGAAGAGGUCUCCCUGCUUCAGAGGUGACAAAACGCAGCCUUGUUUGUGGUUCAGAUACCAAGGAGGAAUUGUCUGCACAGGAGAAGGGAUGACUCUUCAGCAUAAUCGCUUUGUUUCUUCAUCGGCGUUGCUUUCUCUUUUUUUCCUUCUUUCUGCUGAUAACAAGCAAUAGAUGGUAGGUUUCUCACUAUCAGCAUGUGGUGGCUGUGCUGAGGUCUGGGCUCGGAGGGGGAAGCCGGAGGUGGUUGGCUCAGUUACAGCGCUGCCGCUUGGCACCGAGCUGGGCCUCCUGAUCCGUCUUAAUUGGGUUUUCCUUGGUUUCCAUUUUAAUAAUUUGAUUUGGAAAAGCAGUGGAAAUAACAUUAGAGCAGUGGUGGGGUCUGACUUAAAGUGAUUACGUCGAGCCUGGUGCGGUCGGUGCGCCGAGAUGCGCUGGCAGCUCUCUGCAGCUACAGCCAUACGUGUUGAAGUCAGUUGUCUUUUGGAAGGUACUUGGUUUUUUUUCUCGUGGCUCUCCAAAAUAGGUGUAAAUUGUCCCCGAAUCUUGGCUGGCCGGAGCAUCUUUGCAUACAUCCCAUCCACCUGCAGCUCCAGGAUCUGGGAUUUUGGGGGGUCCGAGUGCUCUGCGACGUGGGAACUCGGUCCCUGUUCUGCAUGUAGUUGCCAUAGUGACUGUGCUCUCCAGUCCCUGGGAAGCUCUUGUUUAUCUCACGUAAAUGCAUCAAGUGCCACCUUGUAAUGCUGCAUCUGGCAGGAUUCUCUUUCUGUACGGAUCUGGCGGGGAUUUGACAUCCUCCUGUCCCGCAAAUUUGGAUGUUGGGUGUGUGUCAGGCACAGUCAGCCAGACUGAUAAUGGAGAUAAUUAGCACCACCAGGGAUUAGCGGGCAAUAACGAAGGCAAGCUGGAGUAAUUGCUCUGCCCCCCAGGAGCUGGCCGGGUGCUCAGCAUGGAGAUGGCCAUGGGCACACACGUGGCAAGGGCAGCAGUGCUGGUGUCUCAGGGAUACUUUCAGAAAUGGUUUUUCCACUCACUCGAAGUACUCAAGCCUCUCACAGUCAGUCAGUGCACGCUGUUACGAUGAACACACAAUGCUUUGGGGUGUACACUUGGCGUUGGGCUGUGGUUUUCAUUGCACUGAGGCCAGGCAGCGUUGCAAAUGUUUCUUGUUUCCGAGUGGGGAAAAGGGAGGUCGUGCACUCUGCUGGGCUCCUCAGGUGUAGGGUCGGGCUGCUCUGCUAUUUGCACCAGCAUAGGUCACAGUGUGUGCAGGUAGAUGGCCAUUCGCACCCUAAGCCGCUCAGCUGAUUUCAUACCGUGUGACUGAUGGAAGCACUGCAGUGAAGAAUGGAGUCAGUGGCCACAAAGCUGCCUUGUUCAGAACAGGAGGAGGAUUAAUUGAAUUAUUUCUUUUUUUUUUUUUUUUUUUUUUGAGUUUUCAAUGGUCCUGGGGCGGGGGGGGAGGGGAGAGUAAUUCUCAUUUUUGAUCUGCUGAGGUCGGUUUGCAAGGCAGGAAGAAAUGGGGAGCCAGCUCAGACAGAGGCCAGCUGCCAGAUACAGCCCUGCCUUGGUGCAGCAUGGCGUGGAGGCACAGCUGUCCUUGCUCUGAGCUGCGUGUUGUGCCUUCAGCAUCUCUUCUCCCGGCCCCAACCAUCUCUGGAACGAUUCGUUCAGGUUCUGCACUGCCUUUCCCAGUGCUGUGCAGCCCGGAUUCUGCCUCCUGUUUCACCAUGCUUUGGAUGCUCUUGGGUUAUCUGUGCACUCCUCGCUUCGCUCCCUGAUGUUUCUCUGGGGGCAAAGGUUAUCUCUCAGUUCCUUUUAUGUAGUGCUUGCCACAUUGGUCUACAAGGGGAGCUCUGAGGCACUACGAAGGAUCACAUGAAAACCAGCUGGGGCUUAUCUCGACGCGAUGCUGCCUGUUGUUUUGGCUGUUCCUCCUGCAGUGCUGUAAAUGCCACAGGAGCUCUGUUGGAGGGUUGAAAGCUGAGGCUGUGCAUACGGUAACGUGACUGUCGGGACAGCAGACACAAUGAGGCGAGUGGUACGACAGAGCAAAUUCCGGCAUGUGUUCGGCCAGGCAGUGAAGAACGACCAGUGCUACGACGACAUCCGCGUCUCCCGCGUCACCUGGGACAGCUCCUUCUGUGCUGUGAACCCCAGGUUCGUUGCAAUCAUCGUGGAUGCGAGCGGCGGCGGGGCCUUCCUGGUGCUGCCUUUGCACAAGACGGGUCGAAUUGACAAGUCCUACCCAACGGUGUGCGGGCACACAGGACCCGUGCUGGACAUAGACUGGUGUCCCCACAACGACCAGGUCAUCGCCAGCGGUUCUGAGGACUGCACCGUCAUGGUGUGGCAGAUUCCCGAGAACGGGCUCACGCUGUCCUUGACAGAGCCAGUGGUAGUUCUAGAAGGCCAUUCGAAGCGAGUGGGCAUCGUGGCUUGGCACCCGACGGCGCGCAACGUGCUGCUCAGUGCAGGUUGUGAUAAUGCAAUUAUAAUCUGGAACGUGGGGACAGGUGAAGCCCUCAUCAACCUAGAUGACAUGCACGUGGAUGUGAUCUACAACGUGAGCUGGAAUCGCAAUGGCAGCCUAAUCUGUACAGCUUCCAAAGACAAAAAAGUUCGAAUCAUUGACCCCAGGAAACAAGAAAUCAUUGCUGAGAAAGAGAAAACCCACGAGGGAGCCCGGCCCAUGCGAGCCAUUUUCCUUGCUGAUGGAAACAUCUUCACGACCGGCUUCAGCCGCAUGAGCGAACGGCAGCUGGCCCUCUGGAAUCCAAAAAACAUGGAGGAGCCAAUAGCCCUUCACGAGAUGGACACCAGCAACGGGGUCCUGCUGCCAUUCUAUGACCCAGAUACCAACAUUAUCUACUUGUGUGGCAAGGGCGACAGCAGCAUUCGCUACUUUGAGAUCACGGAUGAAUCCCCCUACGUUCACUACCUCAACACCUUCAGCAGCAAAGAGCCGCAGAGGGGGAUGGGGUUCAUGCCAAAGAGGGGCCUUGAUGUGAACAAGUGCGAGAUUGCCAGGUUCUUCAAGCUUCACGAGAGGAAAUGCGAGCCCAUCAUCAUGACCGUCCCUCGAAAGUCGGACCUCUUCCAGGACGACCUGUACCCCGACACAGCCGGCCCGGAGGCAGCGCUGGAAGCAGAAGAGUGGUUUGAGGGGAAGAAUGCUGAUCCCCUUCUCAUUUCCUUGAAGCAUGGGUACAUUCCUGGCAAGAACAGGGAUCUCAAGGUGGUCAAGAAGAAUAUACUGGACAACAAGCCUGCUGCAAACAAGAAAAGCGAUCUCAUAAGUGCUCCAAAGAAAGCGGCUGAUGCCUCAGACACUCAAAACGAAGCCAAAUUGGAUGAGAUUUUGAAAGAGCUGAAAUCCAUCAAAGACACCAUCACCAACCAAGACGAGCGCAUUUCCAAGCUGGAACAGCAGAUGGCGAAGAUUGCAGACUGAGCGGGGCUGGCGGGCGCUGCCAGCCCAACACAUUCCAGUUGCCCAGUUUGGCCAGCAGCAGCGUGCAGCAUUCCAGUACGAGCUUUCCUGUUCUCCCAAAUUCACGUCAACGAGAGCCGAUGAUUAAAGCCAAGCUUUUUAGUGAAAGAAUUUUUUUUUUUUCCUGAUGUUUUAAUGAAUUUCUGUGACUGUGUCAAACAAUUCCACGAGAAUAAGUGCUACUUUUACAGUCUCUAUUUUUUUUUUCCCCCCACAGAUGUUAUGAAUUCUUGACAAGAAACCCAAUUCUGACUCUUUCAAUGUCGUGCCCAAAUAUCUUUUCUAGACGUAGGGACCAAUGCCACAUUGUUCGUAUCCAUAUAUAUUUUUUUUUUUAAGUUGCCAAAAAAAAAGAAAAAGAAAAAGAAAAAAAAAAGUUGCUUUUUAAUUUUAUUUUAUUUGCCACUUUGCAGUAUUUGUGUUUUACAUCUAAAGGGACAGCACUGUGUGUGUGUGCGCGUGCGUGUCUGGGGGUGUUUAUACUGUUUAAAGAUCGGAACUUGAAGCUAUUUUGUAUCAAUCUUCAAUGUUGAACAAUCAGAUGGGUUUCUGAGCCCCUCGGAGGUGACUUUCCUGCCUUCCUAAUGCCUUCUGAUCAUGGUUGAAAAAUAUAUCUAUCGUUGUGAACGAA